Messenger RNA from Diaporthe batatas, 1464 nucleotides. Its product is annotated as tRNA (guanine-N2-)-methyltransferase. The transcript has 3 exons. Gene Ontology annotation, biological process: methylation. The record is from RefSeq and is a predicted model, not a curated record. The coding region runs from base 1 to 1464 and encodes 487 amino acids. Lineage: Eukaryota; Fungi; Ascomycota; Sordariomycetes; Diaporthales; Diaporthaceae. Gene Ontology annotation, molecular function: nucleic acid binding. Gene Ontology annotation, cellular component: cytoplasm.
AUGACAAAACCUGCCAUGUCUACUGCAGCCGGCGCCAACACCAACAUGUCGGGGCUCUCAUUUCUCAUCCGCUUCAGCCAGGCCCAUGAGACAUUCCGCGUGCCUGAGCUGCAGGCCCUGGCCGAGGUCGAGCAGGUCCCUGUCACCAUUGUCUCGUACAGCAGCCAGGUCCCCUUCUGCAUCGUGACCGGGCCCCCAGACCAAGACGCAGCAGCCCGCCUGGUCCGUCGCUCCAUCCUCACCCAGGCCAUCUUCGAGUACUGGGGCUCUGGAGACAGCCUGCAUGACCUGCACGAGGCGGUCAAGGCCCGCUCCGCCCAUCUGUGGGAGCAGCUCGCCGACGACUCGUGGAGGUUCAACAUCGACUCCUUCCAGGGCAACCGCAGCGGUGCCUCACGCCGCGACAUCAUGAACUCGUUCAGCUACAUGCCUCUGCGCGGGCCCAUCAGCUUGAAGCACCCCGUCCAGGAGUACACCGUCUUUGAGGAGUGGCCCAGCGAUUCUCCGCGCCUGGGCAUCCUCAACCCGGCCCGCUUCCACUUCGGCCGCCUCCUCGGCAGGGGUGCCCGCGACAUGGUUGCCCGCUUCGACCUCAAGAAGCGGCCCUACAUCUCCACCACCUCUAUGGACUCGGAACUCGCCCUCGUCACCGCAAACAUGGUCCUCGCCGCCCCGGGGAGGCUCUUCUAUGACCCUUUCGUCGGUACCGGCAGCUUCCCCAUAGCGUGCUCCGCCUUUGGCGCCCUGAGCUGGGGCAGCGAUAUCGACGGCCGCGCCGUGCGCGGCUCGGGCGCCGAUGCCAGGGCCGAGGCCAAGAGGGGCCUGAUCAAGGGAGAAAAGACUCUCUACGGCAACUUCAAGCACUACGGAAUCCUCGACAGGCUGGGGGACGUCUUCACCUCGGACCUGACAAACUCACCCCUGCGGCGCCUGCCCUUCGGCUCGGCCGGCGAGGGCGGGAGGGCGCGCAUCUUCGACGGUAUCGUCUGCGACCCGCCGUACGGCGUGAGGGAGGGCCUGGUGGUGCUCGGGUGUCGGGACCCUCAGGCGCGGCCGUGGGUCGUUGAGGCCGGUCACGAGAGGCUCAAUGACCCCGACUUCGUGCCGCCCAAGAGACCCUACAGCUUUCUCGCCAUGCUCAAUGAUAUCUUGCACUUUGCGUCCGAGGCCCUUGUGGACGGCGGACGGCUGUCGUUCUGGAUGCCGACGGCCAACGACGAGGACCAGGAAAUCCCGCCGCCAACCCACCCAUGCUUGGAGCCUGUUGCCAUCUGCGUGCAGCCCUUCAAUAAGUGGUCUCGCAGACUCAUCACAUACCGUAAGCUCCCGGACCAGUCCGUCGCCGGGUCCGAACUGGAAUCCUGGAAGGCGGCGGCACAGAGACAGCCCGUGGGCACCACUGCUGACGAACUCAACCCCUUCAGGAAGGGUUACUUCAACAAAUUUCAGACGGAUACCUCAUGA